Messenger RNA from Populus euphratica (Euphrates poplar), 1528 nucleotides. RefSeq lists its product as uncharacterized. Gene Ontology annotation, molecular function: protein binding. Gene Ontology annotation, biological process: RNA processing. Lineage: Eukaryota; Viridiplantae; Streptophyta; Magnoliopsida; Malpighiales; Salicaceae. Bases 182 to 1363 code for a protein of 393 amino acids. The record is from RefSeq and is a predicted model, not a curated record. The transcript is spliced from 4 exons.
CCUCUUUACUAUGCUAUAAAUGCAGGUUGUUGACGAAGUUCUAGAUGGUCUUGUUCAUCUAGUCUGUCAUCCUUCUGGGCUAGCUGGCUUCUUUCUCUUCGACUAAUCUCAUACGAGGUGUUCAAGCUCAAGGGACUGUUUCGCUUUUGCGUGAUUGCAUCUCAAAAGGCUAAAGGGCUACAUGUCACAAGCAACCAUGUUGCUAAGGAGCUCUUCAACACCAGUUCUUGGAUCCCUGCUCUCGUCUUUCUCCGACAGCGCUAACAACAGCAGCAGCAAUCACCACCAUGAUAUUAACACCGCAUUCAAGCACAGCCCAAUUCACCACCAAAGCAUAAACAAACUUCCGUACCACCAAACUGGCUGCUUCUGUCUCAGCACCAUCUCCUGCAACUCCUCUCCCAUCUCUCCUUCCAUUUCUGAAUUCUCUGGUCGUUCCCAUCAAGGCUUUCGUCGUGCUCAGUCUGAGGGAAACCUUCAACGGAUACUAGACUAUUCUUCUAACAACAACGAUGAACAGCACUACAAUCCGAACCAAACCAGGAAAGUCUCCGGGAGAUCAAAGUGCUUGAUGUUAGAAACUAUACCAUCAUUUUCUUUUAGUACUUUGCGAGGUCGCUAUGAGGAUGAGGAUGAAGAAGAUGAAGAUCAGAGUGACGUCCAAGAUGAGGAAGAGAGAGCAGAAUUAGAUGAGAAUGCGGCGGCGGAAAAUGGCCACUUCGGUUUAAGUAAUAAGACGGAGAACAUGGUUUUGACUGAGGAGGUGAGAGUCAUGGAUAGGAUUUGGAGCGUAAAUUUUGAAGAGAAAAGAGAGUGGAUUAGUGAAGAGAUGCACCUUGCAAGAGGGCCUGGCAUUGAUUGUGGUAGUAAUGGAAAUGGUGGUGGUGGAGGUUAUGGUGGCAGAAGUGGAGGUGGUAGUGGUGAUGAGUUUGAUUCAGGAGGUGGAGACAUGCAUGGCACGGAGGAGUAUUAUAAGAGGAUGGUGCAGGAAAAUCCAGGCAACCCUUUGUUUUUGAGGAACUAUGCUCAAUUUUUGUAUCAGACAAAGCGAGACCUUCAGGGAGCCGAGGAGUAUUACUCCAGAGCUAUCUUAGCAGAUCCUAAAGAUGGUGAAAUACUGUCACAAUAUGGAAAGUUAGUAUGGGAAUUGCAUCAAGACCAAGAUAGAGCUUCGAGCUACUUCGAGCGUGGGGUUCAAGCUUCUCCAGAAGAUUGCCAUGUUCACGCAGCAUAUGCUAGUUUCCUAUGGGAAACAGAGCAUGAUGAUGGUGAUGAUGAUGUCGAAUGUAAGGUGCCGCCGAAAGAUUUCGAUGCUAAGCCACCACAUUUCCAUGAAGGAGAAGUGGCUUUUGCCAGAGGUUAAGCUGUUAAACUGAAGCCAUUGUGGUUAUGGAAAAGAGAGGAGGAAGGUACAAGAGAAGAGAAUCCAUGGCGAAAAGCACCAGCUAUGUAAAAACUGUAUCAUAAUCAAGAUCAUCGUGUCUAUCAAUAAAUGCCUUCGAUUCCAAUACUAGAAUUGCUCAAAAUU